Moneuplotes crassus is the source of this 962-nucleotide messenger RNA. NCBI's taxonomy places the organism in Eukaryota, Ciliophora, Spirotrichea, Euplotida, Euplotidae. The record is from the annotation of a GenBank genome assembly.
AUGCAACAAUUUGGCUAUAACCCUCCUACUGCUUAUAAGAGACUUAACGAAGUUGGUGACGGAACUUACGGUGUGGUUUACAAAGCAGAGAAUACCCAGACUGGUGACAUAGUAGCCCUGAAGAAAAUCAAACUAGAUGUGCAAAAUGAGGGAAUUCCAAGCACGGCUAUUAGAGAAAUUGCCCUUUUAAGAGAAAUUGAGCAUGAAAAUAUUGUACAGCUCCUGGACGUUGUCAGUACAGAGACGCAGCUCCAACUAAUUUUUCAGUAUAUGGAUAGAGACUUGAAGGAGUUUAUAGAACAGAAGAAGACAAGUGGCAACAAGAUAGAUAAUCUCACAAUUAAGAGCAUAAUGUGCCAAAUUUUGAGAGGAGUGGCUGAUUGCCAUGCUAAGAGAAUUUUGCACAGAGAUAUUAAACCUCAGAAUAUAUUAUUAAAUGAUGAAGGCGAGGUUAAAAUUGCGGAUUUUGGAUUGGCAAGAGCCUUUCAGGUGCCAAUAAGACCAUACACUCAUGAAGUAGUGACUCUAUAUUAUAGAGCCCCUGAAAUCCUCCUUAGUUCUGUUGAAUACUCUACAGCCGUAGAUAUCUGGUCGGUGGGUUUAGUUUUCGCGGAACUAUAUAACCAAACUCCACUUCUCCAAGGAGAUAGCGAAAUUGACCAGAUUUUUAAAGUAUUUUCUCUUCUCGGACAUCCGACUGAAGAAGAAUGGCCUGGGGUUACAGAAAUGAAAAACUAUAAAAAGACUUUUCCUCAGUGGAAGCCUCAAAAUCUGGCAGAAAGAGUUCCUGGUAUGGAUGAGCUUGGUAUUGAUCUUCUCUCCAAGAUGCUUGCUCUUGAUCCAGCUAAGAGAAUCAGUGCUGAUGCUGCGCUUUCUCAUCCUUUCUUUGAUGAUUUGAACCAAUUGAUCGAGGAACAGAACGCCGAAUUCGGAUCGUAAUUCUUCUUAUCAAUCUUUGGUAA